AUGUCAUUUAUUCUUCAAUCAGUUAUUGAUGAUUGGGAAAAAGAAGUCAAUGAAAAAUCUCGUAUUAUUAUGAAAAAAAUUGCUUAUUAUGGAAGAAAUGGACUUUUACUACAAAUGGGUGUAUUUGUAGUGACUGGAACAAUUAGUCUCUCACAAGGUGGUACAAAAUACGAAACAGAUUUGUUGAUUGCUCACAAAAAUUACAACAGUGCUGCAUUUUCAAAUGACAUUGGUUUAAUUCGUGUUAAAAUUGAUAUUGAAUUUAGCAAAACAGUUGGCUCAAUAAGUUUACCAACAAGUGAUUUUGAUAAAGAAAAUUAUCCAUGCAAAUUAUCUGGCUGGGGAUCAACAAGUAUGGGAAGUUCAUUACCUGAUAAACUUCAGGAACUUGAUUUACUUGUUAUUGCACAAAAUGAAUGUAAGACUGUUGACAAUAUGAUUACAACUGAUCACAUUUGCACUUAUACUAAAUCUGGUGAAGGUGCUUGCCACGGAUUGGACUUUUAA
Messenger RNA from Aphidius gifuensis, 507 nucleotides. RefSeq names its product chymotrypsin-1-like. Bases 1 to 507 code for a protein of 168 amino acids. Gene Ontology annotation, molecular function: serine-type endopeptidase activity. The record is from RefSeq and is a predicted model, not a curated record. NCBI's taxonomy places the organism in Eukaryota, Metazoa, Arthropoda, Insecta, Hymenoptera, Braconidae. Gene Ontology annotation, biological process: proteolysis. The transcript has 3 exons.